AGGCUAGCUACUGAGAAGGUUUUCCCGUUCGGGUCUGAACUUUCUUCGAAUUUUCACGUCGAUCAGGCGUCCGGGCUGAACUGGCCAUCGGCAUGGGUACCCCGGAGGAGUCCGGGGUGGUCCAGGUCAGCUAAGGAGAGGCGAACCGGGCCAGAGGGGUAACCAAACAGCCAAAAGUCUCCGUGGUUAGUAGCACUCGGAUCGCGCCAGGGAGUGGAAACUCGGUGAUCGUCCGAUCGGUGAAAAUCAACCUGUAGCUUUUUUUCUUUUAGCGUAUCAGCCAGAAAAUCGUCAUUGGCCUGGUGGCAAUUUUCCAAAGAAGAUUUUCCAUAUGGUUUUCUGUAGGAAUUAUGCCCCACAGACUUCGGCCUGAUAUUGCUGUUCGGGAUUUUGAAAACUAGGAAAGCACCCGGCUAGGCACCCAACGACCCUAUGAAAUUCUUAAGAAAUCCACGAAAUCUUGAAACGAAAUUAAUUUUCAAAUUCCCGGAACAAGGGAUAAAUACGUAGGCCCGAGGAAUUUUUUUUAUUAGCUUUUGUUGGCUGCAGAUGCCCGGGAGGAACGAUUGUUACCGUUGGCGUUUGAAAAGCUCUUAAACUUCCUCUCAACCGAGGGCAGCAUCGGUCCGAGUCGAAAGCUCGAGCUUAACGACGACAGUUGCUUUAAAAGUGUGCUCAAUUCGAAUGAUUUCGAACAAUGCGGACUUUCCGCAGUUCCGCGCACCCUUUUACAAUUAUGCAGUUCGCACGAUCGGAGCGGCGAUGCAGCUGGUCAAAAACUGUGGAACGAGGGAAGGCGCGAGGGAGGACAAAUAUUUCCAGCGGUUGAACCGCUCGUUUGAUCCGACGAGACGUUGUUCGAACAGCAACGGAAUUUAUCUGCAGUUUUUUUAAGCACCACUGACGUCACGUAAAUUUCACACGUUACGUUUGCUACGCCAUCUUAGUAGUUGGUACCCGAGCGCCGCAUUUUUUCUCUUCAUCUGGUGCAGCCCCCAGUUCGUUGUCGUCGAUGCACCUCGAUGCAGUUUGCUGAAAAAUACGCUCGCUCUCGCAGAGCCGAUAAAAAUAAGUUGUUCUUUCUCCUUCUAAUCAUUGAAACUGUACUCCAAUUUAAACGAGACACGCGCGGAUUUUAACAUGUGAAAUAUAUUGUAUCACCGCUUCUGUGCUGCAAGUGCAGCUUUAAAAUAAAAAUAAUUAUUGAUAUCACCGUUACCUUUUUCUAUUCUCUGUCAUCUGUUCUUUUUUUCUUUUAUCAUUUAUCGUGUCAAUCGGUGAUAAUUGGACAAGGAUAUAAGGGCCGAAGUGGUAAAAGAUUUGUUCGAACGAAUGUGGUUCGAGCUACCGACCAGAGUGACAGACGCAGGUCUGGACGGAGAGAAAAAGAACGAUUGGAUGAGAAACGGUGUUAAUUGCCGGUGAUGGACAAUGAACAGCCGCACCAGGAACUGGUCAAGUGCGUCGUCGUGGGGGACACGGCCGUUGGAAAAACUCGUCUGAUAUGCGCAAGGGCUUGUAACAAACAAGUGUCUCUUUCGCAGCUUCUAACGACACACGUACCCACCGUCUGGGCCAUCGAUCAGUACAGAAUUUACAAAGAUGUCCUCGAACGCUCGUGGGAAGUGGUCGACAACGUGAACGUCUCCCUCAGGCUAUGGGACACUUUCGGAGACCACGAGAAAGACCGACGAUUUGCUUACGGCAGAUCGGACGUGGUGCUGCUAUGUUUUUCCAUAACAAAUCCGGUGUCAUUGAGGAAUUGCAAGGCGAUGUGGUACCCGGAGAUCCGUCGCUUCUGUCCUCAAACACCGGUUCUCUUGGUCGGUUGCAAGAAUGACCUUCGUUACAUGUACAGGGACGAAACUUACCUGAGUUAUUUCAGAGACAGGAGUCCCUUCGUCAGAGCGACGCGGAAGAGCGACCUGGUAAUGCCCGACCAGGCGAGAUCCGUGGCAAGAGAACUCGGCGUCUAUUACUACGAGACGAGCGUUUUCACGUACCACGGGGUGAACGAGGUAUUCGAAAACUCGAUCCGAGCAGCCCUAAUUGCGAGGAGACAACAACGAUUCUGGAUGACAAAUUUGAAAAGAGUCCAACGACCUCUUCUUCAGGCUCCGUUCUGUCCACCGAAGCCGAUUCCACCGGAAGUUUCUCUCGCCCCGAGUACCUACGAGGAAAACUUCAAGGCUUUAUGGAUGAAACCGGUGCACACCGACGUCAUACUGGUAGCUGGAGGAACGUCUUUUCCAGCGCAUCGUUGCCUACUCGCGGCAGCUUCACCAGCUUUUCACUGGCUAUUCUCCAUUGAACUUGUGCAGGAACUGACACCGCGCAGCUCUAGCGAGUCGAGCAUGGUGAGCACUUUCGGGGAAGCGACGGUCGGGGAUUUCAAUGACGAUACGGAAUGUCUGAUACGUGUCGAUCAGUGCAAACCUGCCAAAGUCUGGGAGCAACUGAAACGACGUUCCAGUUUCCAAGUGCUUCCGACGAUGGACAAUCACAGGAAACCUAUGGGAGCAGUGCGAGAAUUCAAUCACCCAGCUUUCCAGAAUAUCAGAGUAUCUCUGACUGAAAAUUCUAGCAACGUACAACAGCAAACGAUCGUCGUGACGCUGUCUAAAGUCAUAACGCCACCGGCGAUGCAACAAUGCUUGCAGUUCAUAUACGCUGGAAGCCUCGACAAGCGGUACAACGAUCUGCAGACAGCUCCUAUCGGUCUCCUACUGGAAAUAAGACAGGCUGCUGAAUUUCUGAAGCUACCUCAACUCCUGAUGGUACUGAACAACAUACAAACGAGGGAGCAAUUUUACAACAGCAAUCUCAACAACCAGUACAAGGUGGUUGUCAGGCAACGCUUGGAGGACAUUUGCCUCAGAGAAGGACUCUUUGCCGAUGUCAUGUUCGAACUGGAUGAUGGAAUCAUGCCGGCGCAUCGAGCUAUACUGACCGCCAGAUGCGACAUGAUGAAGGCAAUGUUUUCCGGUGACUUUCGCGAAAGUAGUGCUAAGGUGAUAGUGUUCCCGGGGGUCAGAGAGUACACUUUCCAUAAGCUGCUCUGCUAUAUCUACACGGAUGAAGUGCCGGCAAUUUCGUCGGCUCGAUGUCUGAAUCUCCUCGAGUUGGCGAACCGUCUUUGUCUACCUCGUCUGGUUAAUUUGGUUGAGAAUCGAGUCAUCGAGGAUCUCGAUUUGCUCUCCCAGAACGACGGAAACGAAGCCGUUGAAAAUUGUCUGAGGCUACUAGAGCCCUGCAAGUUGCACAACGCCGACCAGCUUGCCGACUGGUGUAUGAAUCAUUUAUGCGUAAACUACAACAAGUUGUGUAAAAUGUCACCACGAAGCGUUCGUCUUUUGCAUCCUGAAAAUCAGGAGUAUUUGAACGAGCACCGCUGGCCACCCGUCUGGUACUUGAAGGACUACGAUUACUAUCAGAAAUGUCUGGCGGAGCAGGAUAAGGAGAACAAACCAACGUUAAAACGUAACCGUAACCAAUCCGGUUGCCUCUGUUUUACGGGUUCGACAAAAGCUAGACGCGAAGCGGCAACUCCUGCGAGUGAAACUCCUGCGGAUCGACCACUCUUCGACGCUUCGACAGAAUCUGGUGAACCGGUAUGACAGGAACAAGGCGGCUCUAGCCGCUCGGUCAGGUUCAUCCUGAUCCUCCCGGUGCUGAUGGUAUUCAUCUGCACCAUUUUUACCAUUUUGAUACUGCUACAGAUUUAUACUUAAGUACAUCUCGAUUAUAUAUACCAUAAAAUACAUUAUUAUACACAUACGUUAGAUAUUGAUAGGUUGUAAGAUCGCGACCGAUAUUCAUCGAAUUCAUUUCUUACGCGUUGAUAUACCUUUUCACAAUCCGCUGUGCCAGUCACAUGAUCAAUUCUAACAUACGUUUAAAUGUGUUAUUCCAAACGUUCCCGUUACGUUACAUUACAUUAUUGUCAUAUUACGUACAUCUACCUACCUACUAUGAAAGUGAAUCGAUUUCUCUGCUCGCGUGAUCGUUCGCCGAUUUAAAAUAAAUGAUGAUACGAUAUCUUCUCAACUCUGGUGCCGUAGAAUUCUCGGCUUUCAGCUCGUUAUCAUUACAAUUCGAUAAUACCUGUUUGAUGUAGAUUACUUUGAGCACUGCGUUCAUAAAUUUACAAAUUUCCGAAUACAGAGCAAGAAAUUAAAUAAAUCAACAGCAGCAACCUGCGAUUAAGGGUCCAAAACACUUAGGACUUAGUGAGGAAUCUUAGCAUCCGAUAAUUUUGAGAACUGCGAAUUUUUGCUUCUUGAAUUUGAUCGAUUAUCCAAAUUUCUCAACAUCUAAUGCUAAGACGAGACCCCGGAAAUAAAAAAAUUGCGUAUAAUUCAAUCUGAAAUUCAAAAUGCGAAUUGCGAAAAGCGGUCAUAAUUUUCAGCACAAAAUGAUUCGACUCAAGAUACACAUGAAGAUCAGUACCAGGAAGAGUGUUACAGGAGUGGUCGAUUUGUAUUUGAGGAAAUUUAAAAAUGAAUGAAGCAUUUCGGGGAUAAUUUGCUUCCGAUGGAUAUACGAUAACGAAUUUUUUAAUUGCUCACGAUAUUUCACGAUUUCACCAACCGCGAUAUGUACUAUAGGUAUAUUUUAGAGGGUGUUUCGCUACAGUUCUUCGAUACUAGACUAUCAUUUUAUUCCGUCGCCCUGUUCAUACAUCAUAUCAAUUCACCAACGUCGAUUCGCGCAUUAAAAUCGUAUCAACCGUAAUAAUCAAGAAGAAAUAAACACUAAAAUCACGGAUCUGAGAAACCUCGCGAGACAGGUAGCUGAUAAAAAUAAAGAAAAAAAAGAAAACAGAAUAAAAAUUCAUCGGAGCAGCUGAUCCGAUAAUGUGUUGAUGCAGAAUCAAUAUCGCGCUUGCAUGCAAAUAGAAUCCCACUAUCCAUCUAUUCUCAUAGAAUGAAAAACGAAAAGAAUCACGUGGAUUGAAGUAGAAUAAUAAUCUAAUCAGCCGAGAUUUUUUACUCACAUAAGUCGCAAAUAGCCAAAUAUAGUACAAAUUAAAAUCUCAAAUUAUCUAACGCUAACGGCGAAGAAAAUUAUAUGCCUGCAGCAUUUUUCCAUAAUCUGAUAGGCAGGGAAAUGAAAUUAUUCCGAAUUAAUUGGUCACGACAGGCGACUUAUUUAAUUAACCAAGUAGGUAUACCGCGCUUUUUGAAGGUAUUUUCGAAAGCCAACUAUUCAUGCCUACCUAUUCAGAAUGAAUAUAAAACAACAACGUGAUUUUCAUUGUCCAAAAUAUUCAUUGAAAAAUACCUACAUUCAGCGUGAUGUGAUAACUUAUUUGUUAGUUGCAGUUUUCCACGUACCGAAAAAUAGUUCUAUUGCAAUAAACGAACCCUGAGAAAAGAACGUAAUAUAUGGUCAUUGUUUUUCCAACGAAUCGACUAUGUGAACAAUAACUUAUAAUUAUUAUUUCUGUGCUUUUAUAAUUACCGACUUUGGUGUUUUUCUUUUCAAAUUUUAAAUUUAGAAAUUUUUUUUAAUUACUUCAAAAUCACCCACGAGCGAACAUGCUUCGAUUGUAGAUACUUUUAUAUGACGGAGCAUUGAUCACUUCGCGUUUGUACGUGUGUAUAGAUAUGAAUAAGAUAUUUGUUAGAUCAUUUGACGAAUAAUAGAAACACUUUCGAUAUGGAAGCGCAAGCUAAGGAAAAAUCAACAUCUGUGUAAGACGUUGUAGAAACGAUAGCAGCGAUUAAAUUUAUGUAAUAUAAGCGAAUAUAGAAUCAUUUAGGAUCAUUCAACAUGAAGAAUUUAGUACUGACUAAGUUGGAUUGUCAAUGAUUAAAUAUUCGUCGUUCGAAAAUCAAUCGUAACUACUCAAAUCUCAAUAUUAUGGAUCACUCACGCUGCACUCUUGAGGGUACGUAUCCAAAGAUAUAAUUCAAUUGUGAAGAUACGCUAAGAAUUAUCCUCGCUUACAAUAUAAGUAAGAAAAUAAACGAUUAGGACACUUGAUUUUGACUAAUAUCUUACGUAAGAUAAUCAGUAAGCAAUACGGAUAAAUUUCAUUAUAAUUAUUAAGACGAGUGAUAUGAAAUCUGAGAACACUCUAUAAUAAUUGCUAAAGUUGUCUGAAAGAACGUUAAUCCGAAUUAUCACAAGCAAUGAAUUUGCACAAAGAAAAGAAAAGUGAGACGUAAGCAAAUUUGUUAAUCGUAGACCGAUAACUUAGCAUAGGAGAAAAACAACCGAUAAUACUUUAGCGAGUUAGCGAGAUUUCAUUAAAAUGAUGAAUAAUUCAUACAAAAAAUACCAUGAAUUCCUUCGAAACAUUCCACUAGUGUGUAAAAAUUAAUGUAUAGGGGAUCGUACAAUGAUUUUAUAUCGCAACUCAAAAUGUUGUCGAACAGAUUUUACGACCAGUCUUCAAAUUACAGAAGGUACAAUGAUGUCACUGGCAUGCAUUUCUUAUUCGAAACUUUUUGCAAGUCUUACAUUAAAUGUCUUGUCAUGAAAAAGUGUAACAUGUAAUUUUUCGUACGCUGUAAAUGGUCCUCUGAUUAGCUCAUUGAUUCAUAUCAAGCGACUUAGAAGCGACUUAGUACUGCCUUUCAGUACAGGCAAAGCCUCAAUGUUGGGUACCAAGUUAGGUAAGGAUAUUAACAUACGUCCUAGUUUAAUGCUACGUCAAUUUUCAUGUCAAUGUAAUCCUUACAAUUCAGAUACGUGUAUAUUUUCUACUGAUGUUCGGCAUUCUACUGUAACUAACGAUAAGGAAUAUUGAAAACGUCGCAGAGAUACCGUUAGGUUACGAAACACACUAUUGCAAUCAUUACAAUCACUGUAGGUGAUCUGCAAAAUGAUCAGGAAAAUUCAACCAGCUAAUUUGACGAUAUUGGCAGAACGAAUGAAUGAUGAUAUAUCUGUUCAUUUUAUUCUUAAAAAUGGGAAAUCGCAGAUUUGCUGCUCAUUUUGCUCACAUUGUGUGAAAAGUAUCCUGCUUUUUCUUUAAUCAAAACUCUGUUUGGUUUCCCACAAUGUGUAUUGGAAGGGAAAAUAUGGUAUUAUUAACUUAUUGGUCGUCUAGUAAUCUGUAAUAGCUGGGAUAUGGCUGAUGUAGAUUCUCGCAUCAGUUGUAACACCAAAAACGAUGUCAUCGAAACAAUAAAAAUAAUUAAUAGCUUGAGAAAGAAUUGGAGGAGAUGGUGAAUUAAUCAUAAGCUAAUACAAAUGUAGGAAAACGUUUCGUAAUAAAAAAAAAAUCUCAUUUUA
Molecule: messenger RNA, 7245 nt
Organism: Athalia rosae (coleseed sawfly)
Lineage: Eukaryota; Metazoa; Arthropoda; Insecta; Hymenoptera; Athaliidae
Gene: RhoBTB
Product: rho-related BTB domain-containing protein 1
Exons: 15
Coding region: 1425-3617 (730 amino acids)
Biological process (GO): small GTPase-mediated signal transduction
Molecular function (GO): GTP binding; GTPase activity; protein binding
Source: RefSeq, a predicted model, not a curated record